Messenger RNA from Colius striatus (speckled mousebird), 1452 nucleotides. It is a transcript of the gene C3H4orf46, whose product is annotated as chromosome 3 C4orf46 homolog. NCBI's taxonomy places the organism in Eukaryota, Metazoa, Chordata, Aves, Coliiformes, Coliidae. The coding region runs from base 125 to 448 and encodes 107 amino acids. The transcript has 2 exons. The record is from RefSeq and is a predicted model, not a curated record.
GCUACUGGUGCCCGGUGCUGCGACAGGAAAAACUAAUACUCCCGGCGUGCACUCCUUUGCACCACAGUGCACGCCGGGAUAUGGCGGGGUGGCGCGGCGGGCGGUGUCUGUGAGAGAGCGGGAGAUGGAUACGGCCGAGGCGGGGUUGCUGCAGCUCGCCGCGGUGCCUGAGCGGUCACCCGCUGCCGGGCCACCGCGGGUCUCUGGCAGGAGCGAGGGCUCGCGGCUGCCGCAGCUGCCGGCUGGCGAUACGCAGGAGAUGCUAGAGGAGGUGGAGAUGCAGAUCGGUGAUGCCGCCUUUUCACUGGCGAAGAUCCUCGAGGCGACGUCGGCCGUGUCGGCCCAGGUGGAGGAGCUCGCCAGCAAGUGUUCGGAGAACGCUCGGUUCCUCAGAACGUGGCGGGACCUGCUGAGGGAAGGGUACGAGUCCCUGAAGCCCAGCGGCUGAGCUUGCCCCCGUGGCGCACCCUCAGCCUGCGUCGGACUGGAGCGUGGGUGUUUUCAAACAACCUCUUUUCAGGGAAUUCACACGGAAUUCUGUUUUCCUUCAGCAGCUCCCCGUGUGCCCAGAGUUUUGAUGGCUCGCGUGGAUGUUGCAUGUGAGUCAGCAAGUAAAAUAACUUUGUUUAGGGAAUCAUUUGUGACUUUUAGGCUCUUCCAUUGCAGCUCAAGCGAUGUCAUACAUUAAGUACUCUCCCUUUUCUGUUUUGCUUUGCCAACAUGGUGGAUACAAAGUUAGUAUGUGUGGUAUGUACAGAACUAUUUACUGGUGGGGAACUGUCAGCCCUCCAUUUUAAGAGCUGUCACCAGCAGGAACCCUAUCAACUUCAGAGUUAAACUUGCCAAACUAACUUCAUGUUUUUCCUCUAUGCGUACUUUUUCUUCAUGUUGAGGAUAGGAUAAUGGGGCAAGUUGUGGUUUAUUCACAAGCUUUAGAUAAGACCUGUAUCCCAAACCUUACUAUUUUUGGCAGUAUUGCAAUAUAUUUUUAUAAAGCUUCAGAUUUUUUGCAAGAUAUUUUACUACCGCAAACAAUUUUACACUAUCUUUUCAUGUAAUAAAGUGCCUUAUGAUGUACCGUAUAUCUCUGCAUGAUAGAAGUGUAAUAACAUUGUUUACUGAUAGGGUGGAUGAUUCUGAUGUGUAAAAAGCAAGUUAGAGCUUUUCCAGUAUUUGGUCCUGUUUUAUAUCUUUGCCUUAAGCAAUUAUUAGUUAGUCUGGAGCUCACAGUUCUGGGAAGAUCACUAGUCUGUCAUAAGUAACUGUACUGAAACUCCUGUACCUUUACCAGAGCAGUGUGGAAAAAAAGUGAUGGUGAAAUGCAAUGGGAGACUGCAGAAGAACAUGGUUGCACCAUAAUGUAUUAAUCAGCCUCAUUUUCAGUGGUAGAACAACUUUUUAAAACUACAAACUCUAGUUUUAUUAUCAAAAUAAUAAAGAUAUUACCAAAAA